Molecule: messenger RNA, 2223 nt
Organism: Symbiodinium natans
Lineage: Eukaryota; Dinophyceae; Suessiales; Symbiodiniaceae
Source: the annotation of a GenBank genome assembly
GCGCUGGCCUCGCACACGAGCCUCAGUGCGCUGCAGACGGGCCUGGACUGUACCGAGGUCUUCGAUGCCUGGCAAGUUGCUACUGAUCAGGCCUGCUCGGGGCUUGCGGACACUUUCUCCACCAGUGGAUUUGCAUGGCUGCUGGCCGGUGCUUGUGGCUUCAUCGGCGCGCUGGGGCAGUAUUGGAUCUGGCGAAAUCUGAAAGACAACCGGACGCUCUUCUUCGACGAGCACGAGGACAUGAAGCCAAAAGGCUUCAGGAAGCUCUUCUGCUGCUUCUGCGCGACGUCUGUCGGGGACGACCUCGAAGCAGGCAAAACCCAGGCCGAGGAGACGCCCAAAGAGGAGAGUGAGAAAGCAGUUUCUCCUUCAAAGUCGACAGGCGGCGCCAAGACCGGUAUGGCUGCAAAGCGGAUCGCCAUACGCUUCUUCGAGGCCUUCGAGAUGUCCAUAGAGGAAAACGUGAAGGCUUUCCUCAGAGACGAGCUCUACCCUACGUACGAUGAAAGCUUCAAGAGCCUGGCGGUUGCUGAUCGUGUGGCAUCGUGGAAGACGCUUGAGAAAGAGAAGCAGAGCCGAGGUGAUGCAGAGGUUCCACCACCGGGAGAUCAGCCCACUGAUCCGGCCACGCUCCUGAGCGAGUACCGGGAGCCAGGCCCAGACGGCGUCCCGACAGCAGACUCGGAAGGCAAGCCGCUCAGCAAGAAGGCGCUGGCAGCGCUGAAGAAGGACCUCGCUUUGCUCCAGAAACCGUGGGACAAGUGGCAGAAGGACAAGAAGAAGCAUGAGGCCUACCUCCUAUCCAAAAUUCGCAAGCAAUGUCUGGAAAAGUAUGCGGAAGUGCAGUACACCGAGGAGGUGGAGCACCUGCGGCCCCUGUCGCCAACUUCCCGGACACCGCUAGUCGUGGUCGUGGAGGAGGUUCCAGAAGACCUGGAAAGAGCGGUUUGGUCUGACGAGAUCGAGCAGGUCAUUGGACAGAAGCUAGACGUCAGAGUUCGCAAGGACAAGGCCGUGGCCAAGAAGCUGAAGGGCUUGGAGGACAGAUGCUUCAAGUCCAUCAAUGUACACGAACCCCUCAUGAAGAAGCUGAUGGCGCUGAGCGACGACCAGCAAGUCUGGGAAGGUGUCAAGAUCCAAGCUGUCAAAAAGCCGACGAAGAUGAAGCCGCCCAAGGAGCCCAAGAUGCCCAAAGGUCUCGUUGACCCGAUCGAGCACUUCAAGUCCGGCAAGCACGAAGGGAAGUUUGGCGCUUUUGAUGAGAAGGGAGUGCCAACCGAAACUGCAGAUGGCACCAGCAUCGAUGAUAAGAAGCAGAAAGCCUUGAAGAAGGAGUAUGACGGCGUCAAGGACAAGUGGGACAAACACCAGCAGGCCACAGCAAAGUACAGCCAGGAUUUGGCAAAGUACGAGAAGUGGAAGGAGGGCGGCGAGGAGGAAGCAAGUGCCUCGGGCGUCCCGGAGGCCCAGCGGAGCGCUGCGUGCGGGACCGCCGCGCUGGAGGUCUUGCGGCGUCUUGUGGAUCGCGCUGUCUCCGAGCACGCCGAGGAGAUGGCCGUUGAGGUGAACAAGGGAGGCCAUGACCCAGCGGAGCUCGCCUCACUGAUGGUCAAGGUGGUCCUUGAGCAUGAGGACAAGACGACGGAUCCAGUUCUCAAAGUGCUCAAGACGGUGGACAAGAAGAAGCGGAGCGGCAUGACCGAAGUUGCCGAGCUCCCGGAGGUCUUCCGUCUCCUGAAGGAGGACGAACUGCAAGUGGGCACACACGUGUGCUUUGGAGACAUCACGGAGGAGGAGGUGAACUUUGUCUCAAGGAGCCUCGAAGACUCCAUCGCCCGGCAAGGACAGAUCACACACGAGGACCUCAAGUCUUACAUCGAGGGCCAGGACCUUGAGCCCGGCGCCGAUGGGAUGCCAACCAGCCUUGCAGGCUGCUUGGUUGCCAUGCGUCUGGAGAGCUGGAAGAAGGCUUCGAGUGUAGAGAAGCUGAUGAGCCCGCGAGCUUGGCGCCUGCAACUGGGUGGGAGCCUUUCGACCGCGGCAGAGGAAGAGGCUCCGAAAGAGACCAAUGAAGCGCCCGAGCCGACAAAUGACGAGAAGGGAGGCAAAGACAAGGACAAAGACAAGGACAAAGAAAAGGACAAGGAAAAGGACAAAGAGAAGGACAAAGAUAAGAAGGAGAAGAAGGAAAAGAAGGAGAAGAAGGAGAAGAAAGCAAAGUAA